Plasmodium malariae is the source of this 888-nucleotide messenger RNA. Its product is annotated as tryptophan-rich protein. NCBI's taxonomy places the organism in Eukaryota, Apicomplexa, Aconoidasida, Haemosporida, Plasmodiidae. The coding region runs from base 1 to 888 and encodes 295 amino acids. The record is from RefSeq and is a predicted model, not a curated record. The transcript has 2 exons.
AUGAAAUCAAUACUCUUUUUUGUAUCAGCUUCCGCUGUUAUAUUUAAAUUAUCUUCUACCUCUGAAAGUGUUAAUGGUUGCUUUAGUGGGAUAUGUAGUGGAAAAACAAAACCUGCACUUUGUAAAUCUUAUACUACUUCUGAAGAUAUGCCAAUAGCAUAUUUAAGACAAACGAUAGAGAAAAACAUUCUAUCAGAAGAAUCACGUAAAACAUUUGAUUGGGAAUUAUGGUUGAGGAAACAGGAAAAAGAAAUGAUAGAAGAUUUUGAAAAGGAACAUGCUGCUUUGUUAAAAAACAAAAAUGAAGCAUUUAAUAAUUUUUUGAACAGAUUAGAGGAAAAAUGGUCGCAUUAUAAUCCCAGAAUGCACGAAGAAUAUCAGUCAGAUCUUUAUGAUGUAUGUUCUAACUGGAGUGACGAUGAAUGGAUAGAGUGGUUCAGAACACGUGGAUUAGAUUAUAUAAUAUCAGAUUUUGAAAGUUGGUUCAACGAAAAUAUAAAUGUGUCCGCCUACAAUAAAAUUAUGACAUCCAAAUUGACUAACUGGAGUAAAAGGAAGAAAUGUGAAUGGAAUUCAGAUCCAAAUAGAUAUUACGAAGCGCUUUAUUGGAUACGUUGGAAUGAAAAAGCAUUAUAUGAAGAUCCAGAUAUUAAUAUAAAAGUUUCAGCCUAUUUAUAUUGGGUAAAAAGAAAAAAAAAUGAAAAGAAACAGUGGGACCGUUUAAUUAAGCGUUUUAAAAAAAAAUAUGUAGAUUAUAAAAACUCAGCGUUGACACAGUGGUGCAAAAAAACUACGGGGGCUUAUAAUAAUUGGUUAACAUCCUUUUAUAUAAAUUGGAUAGAAAAUAAAUACUGGAAUUGGUGGAUUAUAGAAAAAAAGAUGAAAUAG